CAUUACCAUUUCCAAAAUUUUCAAGUCGUAUGAAUUUUGACUAUCCUUUAAAGUUUCAACUAAACAUUCCAAUAGCCAAUAUAAAUUAUCGUUUACUAUGAGUUGAAUUAUUUUUUAGGAUUUUGUAUUAAGUAGAUGGGUGUUUGUUAUUUGUUGUAACAAACUAUCAUUUCUGAAAACCUCAUUACAACGAAUUUUAAUUGACAAUGGCUGUUGUUAAAACUCCUGUGCUGAAAGUUAUAUUAUGUGGUGAAUAUGGAGUCGGAAAAAGUUCGAUAUUUCGGAGGUUCAUAAAUAAUACAUUUUUACCUCAUGCUGAUAAAAAAUCUACAUUAGGCCUAGACCACUUUGAGAAGAUGUACCGAGUGGGAGACAAAGAUGUCAAGUUACAACUUUGGGACACUGGUGGAAUGGAAAGAAUAGCUUCAGUCACAUCAAGUUACUAUAAAUAUGCUGAGGCAGCAGUUCUAGUGUUUUCAUUAGAUAAUGCCUCAUCAUUCCAUAUCUUAAGUCAGCAUCUCUUGGAUAUUGUAACAUAUGCUGAAAAUGCUAAGAUAUUUCUAUGUGGCAAUAAAUCUGAUUUAGAAGGAUCAUGUCCACAAGUAACUGAUGCUGAUAUAGAAAAUUUCUGUGAGCAGUGCCACAAUUUAAUAAGCAGCACAUACAAAACAUCAUGCAAAACUGGACAAGGUUUAGAAGACAUGUUUUUAGAUAUAGCUCAACAAUUAGUUGAAUGUAAUAGAUCUAAAAUUGAACUUCAAAGGUUAGAUCAUAAUAGCUUCAAGAUAACACGUCCAGAACCGCCAGAUGAACCGUCCUGUAGUUGUUAAUGAGCAACUUAUUUGUAUAAUUCACUGAUUUAAAAUGAAGCUUGGCUAUAUUAGUCAUUCUAAUAUACUCUAUUUAAGAUAAUGUGAUUAGUUUGUAUGUAUUUGUCAUUUUGAUCAAGUAGGUGUAUGCUUAAUAUUUUUUAUGAUCAGCAACUUUUACAUACUGUAAAGUAUAUAGUAGUUCAUAUUUAACUUAUUAUGCAGUAUUUAUGUGUAGUAUUUUAUUAUUAUUGAACACAAGUAGUAAUAACAAUUAUAUAAAUAAGAUUAUCAAUUACAAGUUACAUACCUGUAACAUGCUUAAACUGACAUUAAAGAUGCAUACUAACAUGUACUAACUACUUAUUUAGUUUAAUAUAGUUGUCAACUAAGGUCAUUGUGCCAUUGUCACAGUCUGAACUGGUGAUGGAAAUUAUAGCUACUAUAAUUUCACUAUAAUGUAUAGUAUUUUUCAUUAUUGCCAGUUAAUUUUAAAUGUCACUAUAUUUAUUGUAUAUUGACACUUAGUCUUGAUAUAUAUAUUUCUACUUGGGCCUGAGCAAUUGUGAUAAACUGUCUAAUGAUUCCUGAAACCAAUGUUUCAUUGCAUUAACAUUUUUGACACCAUGAGUGUGGAACUUGAAUUCCAUCAUAUGGGUGCCCCAUUGGUCCUUUUUCAGGCCUGCCAGGAGUGCUCCUCCCUCACUCUCUCUUUGUUCAGUUUACUCAUCAUCAGCUGCAUUUUUAAGUUAUAUUUACAUAUAUACAUUUAAAUCAGUAUUCGCAUACAAUUUUGCCAUCAAUGGACAUCAAAAGUCCAGAUUUAAACAAGUAUUAUUAAGACAUUUAAAUAUUGAGUAUUUAAUCAUCAUAUUAUGUGGUGUUUUCAUUGUACACAUACUGGCCCCAAUUAUGAAGAAAAAAAGCAAAAGCACAAACAUGCUUACCCUUAUUCAUAAUUCUGUAAUAAAAGAUAAUUGUUGAAACAUUAAAUAAACUAUAAAAUUGUUUUUUACAUUCUUCUUUAUAUUCUGUAAGCUAUUUAUUUCUUAUUUAUUUAUGUACCUGAAUCAAAUAACUAUAUGUUAUUAUUUUAAUAAUUUCUUCUAAUAAAGAAAAUUAUUUUUACUUGUGUUAUUCAUUAUGCAUAAUGGAUAAAUCUAAUCGAAACCUAUUGAAAAUCUAAC
Messenger RNA from Nymphalis io (European peacock), 1996 nucleotides. It is a transcript of the gene RabX6, whose product is annotated as ras-related protein Rab-14. The record is from RefSeq and is a predicted model, not a curated record. Lineage: Eukaryota; Metazoa; Arthropoda; Insecta; Lepidoptera; Nymphalidae. The coding region runs from base 207 to 830 and encodes 207 amino acids. Gene Ontology annotation, molecular function: GTP binding; GTPase activity. The transcript is spliced from 3 exons.